AUGGCUGCCCUGUUCUCGGGAAGUGUGCUGAUCCGGAACAACAGUGACCAGGACGAGCUGGACACGGAGGCAGAGCUGAGCCACCGGCUGGAGAACCGGCUGGUGCUGCUGUUCUUUGGGGCUGGGGCCUGCCCGCGCUGCCAGGCCUUCGUGCCCGCACUCAAGGACUUCUUUGUCCGCCUCACUGAUGAGUUCUAUGUGCUGCGGGCAGCCCAGCUGGCCCUGGUAUACAUUUCCCAGGACCCCACAGAGGAGCAGCAGGACCUUUUCCUCAGGGACAUGCCUGAAAAGUGGCUCUUCCUGCCCUUUGGGGACCAGCUGAGGAGGGACCUCCCGCGCCGCUUCUCCGUGGAGCAUCUACCCGCAGUGGUGGUGCUGAAGCCGGGCGGGGACGUGCUCACGCGCCAUGCAGCCGAGGAGAUCACGCGCCUGGGGCCCGCCUGCUUUGCCAACUGGCAAGAGGCGGCUGAGCUGCUGGACCGCAACUUCCUGCUGGCCGAGGACCUGGACGAGCCUGCGCGGCGGAGCCUGACCGAGCCGCUGCGCCGCCGCAAGUACCGCGUGCAGCGCGGGGCCAGGGCGCAGGGCGCCGGGGAGGAUGAGGCCCCCGGGGGUGCCCGGCCGCUGUUCUGAGCCGGUUGGAGGGAGCGGAGAUGGGGGAAGGACCCGGCACGGGGUGCUAGGGGUGGGGGGGUUGGGGUUUAACUCUGGGGAGGAGGGCGCCCCAAUGGGGGGCCACGACUGUCUGAGUCCCCCUAAGGCAGCCGGUGGUAGAAGAGGGAAGUCUGUGAUGGGCCCCCUACGGGAGAUGGGGGCCGGGCCCUGCGCUCCAGACUGGAACAGAGCAGGAAGGCUCCCUCGGGUCAGAGCAUCCCCUCCCAGAGCAGGGGGCUGGUGGGGUUGGAGUCCAAGCUGAAGCUUCUUUCUGAAGCCCCCCUCCACUAGGACGGGGCUAGGGUGCUCACCUCUAGGAUUAGCACAGCUGGACCUGGGGUGGGGGGAGGACAAAAUACAGGCCAGUCACUGCGCAAAUGCCCACCCAUCAGAGUGGGAUCUGGGCACCAAGAAGAGUCCCUGGCCCCCAGCCAGGAGUGAUUCCUGAGUCACGGCAUGAUCUCCGGGCACCUCCAGUGUGGCCUCAAUCAAAAACCAGAGCUCUUGGGGCUGGAGCGAUAGCACAGCAGGUAGGGCAUUUUCCUUGCACGUGGCCAACCCGGGUUCGAUUCCCAGCAUCCCGUAGCACUGCCAGGAAUAAUUCCUGAGUGCAGAUCCAGGAAUAACCCCUGUGCAUUGCUGGGUGUGACCCAAAAAGAAAAAAAAAUACAGAACUCACACCUGCUUGUGGCCCGAGCGGUGGUACAGCGGGCAGAGCGCUUGCCUUCACGCUGGUGACCCGGAUUCCACCCUUGGCAACAAGUAGGGUCCCCCAUGCCGACCAGGAGUGAGCCCCGAGCACAAAGACGUUAGUGAGCCCUGAGCACAAACCCAGGGAUGAGCCCUAAGCACAGAGCCAGGAGUGAGCCCCACAUUUUCCGCCCCCUCAUCACCCAUGGGGAGGUCGCUCUGAGCAGGAGACUUCUCGCGUUGUCUUUAGCGCCACCUGGUGGCAGAACUGGGAGGCCCCUCCUGGGCGCGGGGCCUCGCUCCCAAGGCAGCUGCUGUUUUUUUGUUUUGUUUUGUUUUGUUUUGUUCUUUUUGCAUCACACGCGGCGAUGCACAAGGGUUAUUGCUGGCUCUGCACUCAGGAAUUACUCCUGGCGGUGCUCGGGGGACCAUUUGGGAUGCCGGGAAUUGAACCCAUGUCAGCCGCGUGCAAGGCAAACGCCCUACCCGCAGUGCCCCCGCUCCAGCCCCCGGCAGCUGCUGUUGACCCCAUCUGGCUCUGGGGUCCCCACCGAGGCCUCGCGUCAGGGGGCGAGGUGUGUCCUUCCUACCUCUCACCCCUACUCACAAGGUCAGAGGAGGAAAUGCAGGCGCGGGGGAGUGCGGCAGCUGUCCCCGUCAGACUUCUGUGUGCCCAACUGUGGGUACAUGUGCGUGAUGCCCGCUCCGGUACCGGGCUGGCCAGUACCGCAACGUGGACUGCUGUUGUGUAAAAACGUCUGAAAGCGUCCAUCCCCAUCAGGCCAUGGACUGCGGUGAUUCGCGCCUGGACUCUGCUCUCAACUUUCCACUUGGAUGUAUACAUAAAAUAGAAUAAAAAUUCAGGUUUCAUUUAUUACUAAAAAUUCAAGACCGGUGGCAGGUCUGCGGAGCAGCAGGGAGCAGUGUCCCGGGUGUCUGCAGUGCUGGGAACCCCGCUCCACCCUGUGCCUCCGUUUCGUCCUCUACCCAACCCUGGGCGAAGACCGUCUGACCUGCCAGUCCCGUUUCUUGUUUUCUUGAACAAAUUUCUUUGAAAAGAAAGAGGGGUCAGAACGAAAGGACAAUGGGGAGGGCGCUGGCCUUGCGCACAGCUGACCUGGGUUCCAGCCUUGGCACCGCAUAGGGUCUCUCGAGCACCUCCAGGAGGGAUCCCUGAAUACAGAGCCAGGAGUAAGCCCUGAGCAUCACCGGGUGUGCUCCAGAAAGAAGAAAAAGACACAGCCUCAGGUCCGCUGGGUUCCUGUCGGACUGCCGCCCACUCAGGCACACAGCCCUCGGUCUCUUCUGCUCUGGGAUCUCCAUCUACCUGGCAG
Molecule: messenger RNA, 2678 nt
Organism: Sorex araneus (European shrew)
Lineage: Eukaryota; Metazoa; Chordata; Mammalia; Eulipotyphla; Soricidae
Gene: NXNL1
Product: nucleoredoxin like 1
Exons: 3
Coding region: 1-633 (210 amino acids)
Biological process (GO): photoreceptor cell maintenance
Cellular component (GO): mitochondrion
Source: RefSeq, a predicted model, not a curated record